Molecule: messenger RNA, 1753 nt
Organism: Spinacia oleracea (spinach)
Lineage: Eukaryota; Viridiplantae; Streptophyta; Magnoliopsida; Caryophyllales; Amaranthaceae
Product: cytochrome P450 83B1
Exons: 3
Coding region: 74-1567 (497 amino acids)
Molecular function (GO): iron ion binding; heme binding; oxidoreductase activity, acting on paired donors, with incorporation or reduction of molecular oxygen
Source: RefSeq, a predicted model, not a curated record
AUGUUGUAUGAGUUGAAAUUCAAUGUGCAUAACACACAUCUAUUCUUAGGUCCAAUUAGCUAACCCACAAGGCAUGUUGAUCAUAAUAAUUGCAUUCCUUGCCAUUCUCUCUUUUGUAGUAUUUUCUUUUUUUCUUGUAACUCCUACAAAAAAUGCGAAGUUUAAUCCUCCACCAGGACCUAAAGGGAUUCCCAUCAUCGGAAACCUACACCAAUACGACACCUCGAAACCACACGUCUACUUCGCCAAUCUAGCCAAGAUCUACGGCCCGAUCUUGAGCUUACGGUUAGGAACCUUACCCGUUGUUGUGGUUCAAUCAGCCAAACUCGCGAAGGAGGUCCUUCAAACACAAGACCUCAACUUUUGUAGCAGACCGCCUUUGGUUGGUAUCCAAAAGCUAAGUUACAAUGGUUUAGACAUAGCUUUUGCACCAUAUGGUGAGUAUUUUAGCGAGAUAAAGAAAAUUAGUGUUGUUCAUCUCUUUAACUCUAAGAGAGUGGAAUCCAUGGCUCCUAUUCGGGAAGAAGAAGUUUCUAGAAUGAUUAAGAAGAUAUCAUCUCUCUCUUCUUCUUCAGAAAUUGUUAAUUUGUCUGAAUUGUUAAUGAGUUUUACAACUUCGAAUAUUUGUAGAAGUGCUUUUGGUAAGAGGUAUGAAGAUGAAGAAGGGGCAAGGAGCAAAUUUCAUAGCAUGCUAAAUGAAGCUCAAGCCUUAUUCACAACAUUUUUCUUUACCGAUUAUUUUCCUUCGAUUGGAUGGCUUGAUAAUUUAACUGGACAAUUCUCAAGACUUAAUAAAACAUUCAAAGAUUUGGAUGCAUUUUAUGAAGAGAUCAUAAAUUACCAUCUUGACCCUAACAGGCCAGAAUCUGACAUUGAGAAUUUCACUGAAGUUCUACUACAUAUCAAGAAAGAGCGCUCUUUUGAGAUUACUUUGGAUCACAUCAAAGCAGUGUUAAUGAUUAUAUUUGUAGGGGGAAGUGAUACAAGCUUAGCAAUCGUAGUUUGGGCUAUGACAGAGCUAAUGAAAAAUCCAAAUUCAAUGAAAAAAGUACAAGAAGAGCUCAGAAAUGCUGCCCAAAACAAGGGCUACAUCAACAAUAACGACCUCAAAGAGCUUGAAUAUUUCAAGGCAGUAGUAAAGGAAACAUUUAGACUACACCCUGCAGUUCCUUUGCUAGUUGUGCGUGAAACAAUCCGAAAAAGUACCGUUCAAGGUUACGAUAUUCUACCUAAAACGUUAGUAUACGUGAAUGCGUGGGCUAUUGGAAGAGAUCCCGAAAUUUGGAAUGAACCGGAGAAAUUCAUGCCAGAAAGAUUUUUAGAAAGCUCGAUAGAUUACAAAGGAUAUGACUUCGAAUUAAUUCCUUUUGGUGCUGGAAGAAGGAUAUGUCCUGGUUUGCUUCUUGGUGUUGUUAACAUGGAACUUGCACUUGCCAAUUUGUUGUACUCUUUUGAUUGGGAAUUGCCUGAUGGUUUAAACAAGGAAGAUAUCGACUUUGAUGUGCUACCGGGCAUUACUAUGCAUAAGAAAACUCCACUAUGUCUCUUGGCUAAAAAAAUUACUUGAUUUGUUUGCCUUUCUAAAGUAUGAGUUUUGCGAUAUAGAAGCGUAAUAUGUCUCUCAUAUAUAACACUGAAAUAUGUAUGUCAGAGGAGGUCAUAGUUUAGAUAAAGGGUUGCUUUAAUAUGUAACCAUGUUGUAUGUUAUUUGUUUUUUUAAUAAAGUAAUAAAAACGUCACGUAAUUCAUAUUU